Messenger RNA from Oncorhynchus masou masou (cherry salmon), 1207 nucleotides. Its product is annotated as solute carrier family 15 member 1-like. Gene Ontology annotation, molecular function: dipeptide transmembrane transporter activity. NCBI's taxonomy places the organism in Eukaryota, Metazoa, Chordata, Actinopteri, Salmoniformes, Salmonidae. The record is from RefSeq and is a predicted model, not a curated record. The coding region runs from base 16 to 843 and encodes 275 amino acids. The transcript has 6 exons. Gene Ontology annotation, cellular component: plasma membrane. Gene Ontology annotation, biological process: dipeptide import across plasma membrane.
UGUUAGUCAGCCACUAUGGAAUGUAACAUCCCCUCCCGUUUCUCUCUUGUCUGCUCUCUCCAGGUUUACGACUUGAGCAAGAAGCCUGAUGACGGCAUGAACGCCAUCAGAUUUGUGAAUGGUUUGGGCAGUCCGUUGAAUGUUACGUUGGGAGUCGGUGACAUCGCUCCUCUGUCUGCCUCCAACUACAGUCUGCUUCCACAGGGAAAGGCGGAGUUUACCAUCAUGAACAGUGGUGGUGCAUCGUGUCUGUACUCUAAAGAGCUGGGCUUUGGCAGCGCCUUCACCCUCGUCAUACCAUCCACAUUCAACAUCGGAAGCCCUGAUUGUUGGCAGGCCAUCCAGGUGGUAGAAGACAUCAAGCCCAACACCAUCCACAUGGGCUGGCAGAUCCCUCAGUACUUCCUCAUGACAGCAGGAGAGGUGGUGUUCUCUGUAACUGGCCUGGAGUUCUCCUACUCGCAGGCGCCUAGCAACAUGAAGUCGGUGCUGCAGGCUGGUUGGCUGUUCACUGUCGCCGUGGGAAACAUCAUAGUGCUGAUUGUUGCCGAGGCAGCACAGCUUCCAGAUCAGUGGGCAGAAUACAUCCUGUUUGCCUCUCUCCUUGUGGUGGUGUGUAUUGUGUUCGCCGUCAUGUCCUACUUCUACACCUACACUGACCCAGCGGAGAUCGAGGCCCAGUUCCGCCAGCCGGAACACGAGCCGGAGGAGAAGAAGAGAGAUCGGGUUGAGAUGGAGAGAAAGGACUCAGACUGCAGCAAGAGCAGCAAGGGUUCUGACAAGAAGAAGAGGGAUUCUGUUGUUGAGCAGCAUAACCAAGAUGUCAAACAGAGCAAGAUGUAAAACUCCCCAUUCACACCAUUUCCUCCUCCUGAACCAAUCAGAACAGGUCUCAGAGAGAGAACCAUUGGAACUUAAUCUUAUGAACAUUAAUCCUUCGAUACAGCUUUAUGGGUAAAUUUUGACUUUGAUAUAUUGUAAAUAAUUUUUUACAAUGAUUUAUUUUGCACCAUGUAGCAAAAGCAACAUUAUGAAUGUAAUUUUGCUCAUCAUAAUUUAUUCGAAAGAGGACAUACUGUAUGAAUGACCAUUCCUAUUCAUUUCCCAGUACAGUGUUUUGUGUACUGGAUAUGUAAUUGUUUUGAGUUAAUUCCACACCAAGUGAGUCCCUGGCAGUCAAGUGCUUCAAUAAAGAGGAUGAGUCUUA